CUCCCUGGGCCAGUGUGAAGCCGAGUGGUGGGAGGGAGGUUGUGACGCUCCGCUUUGUUGGACUACCAGCAAAAGGAGAACAUCCGAGGAGGAUUCCUGGAGAUUUACCUGUAGGAGGAAGCCGCAAAGGGAAAUCUUGGUCAAUAUCACUCAGGAAACGGAAUUGAAGGCGACUUUUGCAUUGGAUAUUGUAAGAGCACGGAGUAGUUUUGGUUGGAAUCAUUUUUGAGGGACGGAAGGAAUAGUUUUGGUAUAUUACCGGCGCAGCAUUGAAGGCAGUGCAAGAUGUCGGCGAUCAAGUACCUGGGAGGACUGAAGGCAUACCUGGCGCGGGGAGAGUGUGUCAACGAGAGCUCCAUAUUCCGCCUGCACUACCAAUUCACGGUGGUGGUAUUGAUCGGCGCCUCUGUCCUGCUCACCGCUGCGGAGUUCUUCGGUAACCCCAUCGACUGCAUCACCAGCCUCAGCCAGGGCAACGUGAUCAACACCUAUUGCUGGAUACACUCCACGUUCACUAUACAGGACUAUUACUUACGAGAGAGUGGGAAACUUGGGGCCCAGCCUGGCGUGGGGCCGCCUGCGUCGUACGAUGAAGAGGAGAUGGAAGCCAAGUGGCGCUUCCACAACUACUACCAGUGGGUCGUUUUCUUCCUGUUCUUCCAGGCGGCUCUUUGCUACAUACCAAAGUUUGUGUGGAACAACUGUGAAGGUGGCCUCAUGCAUACCAUUGGUGAAGGCCUCAACCCAGGGCUGCACAAGGAGGAUGAGGUGUCAUCUCGCAAGAAGGUCAUCAUUGACUACAUUGUGAAACACAUUCGGAUGCACAAUGGCUACGUGUUCAAGUACUGGUUCUGCGAGCUUCUGUGUUUCGUCAACAUAGUUGGCCAGCUGUUCCUCAUUGACGCUUUCCUGGGAGGAGAGUUCCUCACGUAUGGUCCAAGGGUUUUGGAGUACUCGGAGAUGGAUCAAACUGAGCGUGUUGAUCCCAUGAUCUUCGUAUUCCCCCGUAUGACCAAGUGCCAUUUCCACAAGUUUGGUCCCUCAGGCACUCUGGAGCGCCACGAUGCCUUCUGUCUGCUGCCCCUCAACAUCCUCAACGAAAAGGUGUUCAUCACAAUUUGGUUCUGGUAUGUGAUCCUGGCCACCCUGCUGGGAGGUCUGCUCCUGUACCGCAUUGCUCUCUUCACACUCCCUGGCCUGCGGCCCCGGGCCAUGCACAAACACAACAAGGCCGUGCCAAUUGAAACAGUUGAGGCCAUCACCAACAAGACCUCCAUCGGAGACUGGUGGAUCCUGUACGUUCUGUCAACAAACAUCGACCCUCUCAUUUACCGGGACAUCAUGGUGAAACUUUCCAAGGAGAUCGAGACUGCCAACAGCAACAGCCCCUACAACAGUGCGGGACUGUAUUCCUCCUCCUCUGUAUGAAUGCUGGAGGACAUGGACUGAGGGCUGUUACCUCCCAGCUGAAGGUGUAAUAAUUAUGAAAGAACAGAAAGGUAGACAAUGUUAUGCUUUGCCCACAAGGUUUAGGCAAGUCUCUCAAAGAAAAGCAAAAGAGACUGACACAUUUUGGUGCUACAUAUUUUUCCCAAUUUGUUUUUCACGACAAUAAAAGGCCUGGAGUGGGUGCUGCUCAGAGUUGGUGAGGGUUUCUGUAUGUGGCUUGAUAGCAAGUGUUCUAACACGUGUUCAUUGCCAUAUUAGUAUUACGUGCAUUUUUAUCUCAUCAGUUUUAAUGAAAUACUUGCUGGAUGUAAUGACUCUGCUUUUAUAUUUAGUGGUCCAAAACCAUUUAGGCAAAACACUAAUUAGAUAUGUUUAAUGUACACGAGAUAAGCUUUUAAUGCUGUUUUGUAGUUGUGGAGAUGACACUGUUUGCGUCCUGAGUUCUGAAGAUAGUGUCAGGAAAUGAUUACUCAUUGAACUGCAGAAAUGUGGCCAGUGGCAUAGUAUGACAUUUUGUAUAAAUUAUUUUCACAUCUUACUGUGUAGUGGAAUGUGCUGUGAAUGGUCUGGUGUAGACCAGCAUUGUUAAUGGGAUGUUUCCAGUGCGAUGGCAACUAGCCUUUCCCUUCAGCUGAGCCCUGAAGACCUAAGUGUCAAGAGUUGAAAGGUUGCUCCCUGUGUUUAGGGGAGCCAGAGCUGCUGUGUUAGGGUGACAGCCAUCAGUUCGUGUCUCAGAAAGUUUAUACUCUAGCUCGUAGAUGACGUACGAUUCCUUCCUUUCUCAAGAUGAUUCUGCUUACGACAAUGUUUUUUUCACAUCCAUUAUUUUCAUGGGAAUGUUAGUUUUGAAGAUAUUUAUUAAAGUUUUGCUAAGGAAAGCUUUAUAAGCUUUUACUGAAAUAGUUUUGACAUUUGCUAUUAUGAGUGCUCUUUAGUUCUACAAAGUUGUAUUGUGUAAUUUUAAUGUAGUGACAAAAUAAUGCAAUUAUUUUUAUUUGAUUAUAUUUAUUUUUUGACAUGGUUUUGUAAAGCAAUGAAUGUUAUAUUGGCAUGUAAUAUAAAAACUCAAUAUACUACUAGCUCAGAUAAUCAUUGUAAGUGAUGCAAUAAUACAAGUAUGUGCCUUUCCCAUAAGAGAGCAUUUUGAUGUAGCCUCUCAGUCUUUCCAUUACUUGUAAACAAGAAUGCUGCUCUCUACACUGUCACAUUGCAAGGCUGAGUAUCUUGUGAUGGUGAAUGACUGUGUUCUUUAUCUGUAUGGAAGGUUUUAUUUUAGUACAUACCACGGUACAUACACUAGCCUUACGACUGUUGCCAGAUUCUUUUUUGACCAUGGAACAAUGAUAUGGAAUGACUUAUGUGUUGCAUGUGACAAUGAUGCUAUUUAACUGUUGUCUGGAUAAUAUGCCCUAAUAAGUGCCAAUGAGUAAGAGCUACUCUUGGAACUGUUGGAUGGUCCUAAACUUGUAUUACAAAAGUUUUUUUGCUUUUGUUUGAGUGGUGGUAUGUCAGUGCUUCACCAAGCACUGAGGUUAUGUGUAAUGUGUAGUUGUGUAUUUUAUAGCUAAAGUAAACAAGAUUUUUUAUA
Molecule: messenger RNA, 3037 nt
Organism: Scylla paramamosain (green mud crab)
Lineage: Eukaryota; Metazoa; Arthropoda; Malacostraca; Decapoda; Portunidae
Gene: ogre
Product: innexin inx1-like
Exons: 7
Coding region: 286-1428 (380 amino acids)
Cellular component (GO): plasma membrane; gap junction
Molecular function (GO): gap junction channel activity
Source: RefSeq, a predicted model, not a curated record